AACGAACGUCAUCAGAGACGGCUCGCGCUCUCCUUUCUUUGGUUCUUGUUGCUUUAACUUUUUUUGUAUACAAUCGCGAAACGCAAAAUUCCAGUUGACAACGGUGCACUAAAUGAUCUAAAUUUCGUUCAUGUGUAACUUAUCGAUCGCGCAGAAAAAUCAACGAACCUGACUUGAUAGAUGCGAACGCCAUGAUAUUUGAAAGUCGAUUCGGUGCAAAUUUCUUCGUUCGACUCGAAACAAUGUUAGUGCACUAAAGUCUUGAUUCGGGCUCAAAUUGAAAAGAAAAAAAAAUUAUAGGGGAAAAUGUCGCUGCUUAUCGCGAUAACUGUGGCAAUCAACAUAUGGAGUCUGAGCUGUUCGACCGUGAGUUCAGGCGAAGGACUUAAAACUCCGCUCCUACAGGUAAACGACAAAAUUACUGGCGCAGCUGCAGUUUACAAGAUGAUUACGAAGAGAAACACACAACCGAUCGUCAACGGUACCAGUAAUCACGACGAUCUGCCGAUUUUGUGGGAGAAUCUGGAAAUUUGGAUGUCGCUCUUGCCAGAGUCGAUUCGCGAAUUGCCGAUCAUACAACUCGCCAUACCAGGCUCGCACAACAGCAUGACCUACACGAUCGACAAAAACAAUGAUCUCGGUCCGGACAAUCCGGGCCUCGUGAACACGGUCAACCUGUUAUUUCCGAAUCUGACGAAAACCAUCGCCUUCAAUUGGGCCAUCAAUCAGAAAGUCGACGUGACGCAGCAGCUCGACGGUGGCGUCAGAUUUCUCGAUCUGCGUCUAGCCACAAAAAAAAUGGACAACAAAUUCUACUUUGUUCACGGCCUGUACGGCGGUGAGAUAGGGCCACCUCUGCGCCAAGUGGCCGACUGGCUUACGAAACAUCCCGAGGAGGUCGUCAUUAUGGACUUUCAACACUUUUACAAUUUCACCGAGCAGCAUCAUCGCGACCUCAUGUACCUGAUAAAGGAUAUUUUUCGCGGUAAAAUGUGUCCCCGUUUCAACGCGCCCGGCAACGUGUCGCUCAGAUGGAUGAACUCGCGCAAGUACCAGGUUAUAAUAAUUUACCGGCACUUCGUCGUGGCCGCGGACGACAAUUUCUGGCUGGAUCGCUUGUGGCCGACGCCUUGGGCCGAGACCGUCAGCCGCACUCGGCUCGUGCAUUUUCUCAACGGCGGUUUGAGGAAUCGCGACCGCAGCAUCGGCUUCAUUUCGCAAAGCCUGCUGACACCCGAUCACGGUUACAUAUCGCGGCAUUUCUUCGGUAAUUUGGAGAAGGCGCUGGGCAACAAGAUGCAGAGGCUGACCUUGGACUGGGUCAACAGCAACUAUCCCGGUGACGGGGGAAUGAACGUAGUCAUGACCGAUUUCGUCUCGCAUACAGAUUUUCUUUUUGUGAAAACUGUUAUUCAACGGAAUGAGAAGUUUCUCAUUGCGUAAGCCUCCGUCUAUCUUCGAUGUUGUACUUCAUAUUGAAAUUAUAGAGCCAGUUCGAGCAAACUAUACAUUAAGUUUGUUAUAAAUGUUAUUAUUUUUUUAUCACGUUGUCAAUGCGUGCAUGUAAAUAAUAAUUAAAUUUGUACGAGGUAAAAAAUUUGUAAUCAUAUACCAAAAAUGUAACAUGAGAAGUAUCAAAUCUAUAUCUACGUCGUAUAAAAUAAGACUAGAUAUUGUUAUGUAAUCUCUGAACAACUCACAAGUAUUAACGCGAUAUUUAAUUUUAAAAAUAAAGAGCUGUACAUUUGAAUGUA
This is a messenger RNA of Trichogramma pretiosum, 1754 nucleotides long. RefSeq names its product PI-PLC X domain-containing protein 3-like. The coding region runs from base 307 to 1443 and encodes 378 amino acids. The transcript has 3 exons. Gene Ontology annotation, molecular function: phosphoric diester hydrolase activity. The record is from RefSeq and is a predicted model, not a curated record. Lineage: Eukaryota; Metazoa; Arthropoda; Insecta; Hymenoptera; Trichogrammatidae. Gene Ontology annotation, biological process: lipid metabolic process.